UCCUGCCCUGGGACAUCUAUCCUGCUUACUGCUUCACAUCUGGAUCCUCACCUGUCAUGGAUCUUCUCCCUUUGCUUUUUUACCUGUACACAGUGCUGGUGCCACGGGGCUGUGGAUUCAGUGUGGAUGUGGACACACCAACCAUCUUCCCAGUGCAAACUCAGAGCUUUGGAGCAAGCGUGGCACAAACAAGAAACGCAGUGUUUGUUGGGGCUCCACUCGAAAAAGGAGACAUGAAUGAAGUGGGUAGAAUUUACCGGUGUGACGCUCACACAGGAAGUUGUGAAAAAAUUAAUAUUCAACGACCAGUCGAUGCUGUCAAUAUGUCACUUGGUUUGUCAUUGGCUGCCCAUGAUUCUCAGGUCUUGGUUUGCGGGCCUACAGUUCACCGAACCUGUGGGGAGAAUAUGUAUGUGAAUGGCUACUGUUUCCUUCUGGACCAGAAUCUCCAACAGCUCCAACGCUUCCCAGAGACGUUGCCAGAAUGUACAACUCACCCAACAGACAUUGUGUUCUUGAUUGAUGGCUCGGGUAGCAUUGACGGGGCAGACUUUGAACGGAUGAAGCAGUUUGUUUCUCAGACCAUCAAGAGACUCUCUGGCAGAGACACGCGGUUUGCCCUCAUACAGUUCUCAGACAAAUACCUGGAACACUUUAAUUUCAACAGCAAAGACCCAGAGCAACUUGUUCUGGAUAUUUAUCAGGUCAGUGGAUGGACCCGAACAGCUACAGCCAUCCGAAGAGUUGUGCGGGAACUGUUCACCUCAGAGAAGGGAGCUCGGAAAGGAGCCACCAGGAUUCUUAUUGUGAUAACAGACGGGGUGAAGACUGACAACCUUCAGUACUGGCAAGUGAUUCCGGAGGCUGAGCAAGCAGGGAUCAUCCGCUAUGCUAUUGGGGUGGGUGAUGCUUUUUCGAGAUCCAAUGCCAGGCAGGAACUGGACGACAUUGCCUCUGAGCCAAAGGCAGAGCAUGUCUUCACGGUGUACAAUUUCAAUGCUCUCAAAGGCAUCCAGGACCAGCUGCAGGAUAAGAUCUUUGUCAUUGAAGGCUAUUCCUCUCAGCCUGUCCAGCACAAUGGUAAAAUUAGUUUUGUGGUGGGAGCUCCCCGCUAUGACUACGUUGGCAAAGUGGUUCUGUUUGAGAAACAUCCCAGGCGUGGAGAAUGGCAACUGAAAGCAGAAGCUGUUGGAGAACAGGUUGGUUCAUAUUUUGGAGCAACUCUGUGCUCAGUGGACUUGGAUCAAGAUGCAAACACAGAUCUGGUUUUGGUUGGAGCCCCCAUGUACAAUGACACUGUCACUGGAGGAAGGGUCUACAUCUGUGAAUUUAUGGCAAAGGGGACAAAGGGGCAGUCACUUCAUUGUAGCACAACUUUGAAAGGGCAGGCCGGACACAUUUUUGGUCGCUUUGGGGCCAGCAUGGCAGAAGCAGGUGACAUAACUGGGGAUGGAUGGAUGGAUGUGGCAAUUGGGGCGCCCCUGGAAGAUGAAAACGCUGGAGCUCUGUAUAUCUUUGCAGGGAAGCAGACGUCACUCAACCCCAAAUACAUCCAGCGCAUUGGAGGGCUACGUUUUACUGGAGGGCUCUUGUACUUUGGCCAAGCUGUCAGUGGAGGGACAGACCUUACAGGGGAUGGGCUGAAGGACAUAGCUGUGGGACAACAGGGACGGGUCCUAUUACUCAGGUCCCGUCCUGUUCUGGAUCUGAGAGUCUCUAUUGAGUUCCAGCCCCCUUUGAUUCCCACCUCCAUCUUCAGGUGUCAGAGCCAAGAACUUGUGGAAAAGAUGGCCAGUGUGGCAAGAGUGUGCUUCACUGUUUCCAAAGCUACAAAGGAUAAAUUAGGUGUUAUUUUUAGUGACCUUCAAUACAGCCUGGCCCUGGAUUCUGAGAAGACAAAGAUUCUUGCCUCCUUCAGCUCUAAAUCUCCUGUUUGGAAUUCAGGUUUCAAGAUUGGGCUUGAACAAAAAUGCAAGGAUCAUGCCAUCAAUUUACCUAGCUGCAUUGAAGAUACCCUGACUCCCAUCACCUUGAGGCUCAAUUAUAGCCUUGUGGGGAACCCCAUUGAUCAAGCCCAGAGACUCCAGCCGAUCCUGAGCCAAGAGUCCCAGCAGAUCUACACUGCCCAGCUCCCCUUUGAGAAGAACUGUGGCAGUGAUGGGAAAUGUCAAGAUGCUCUACAAACCUCAUUUACUUUCUCAAGCGCUGAGGAAUCAACUAAGUAUGUCAACUUUACGACUGGUCAGGAAGGCUCAAGAAAGAGUGUGGAGCAUCGCUAUGAGGUGAAGGGCGAAGUGUGGUUUUGUGACUUGUGA
This is a messenger RNA of Anolis sagrei ordinatus, 2315 nucleotides long. The record is from RefSeq and is a predicted model, not a curated record. Lineage: Eukaryota; Metazoa; Chordata; Lepidosauria; Squamata; Anolidae.